AUGGCUGAAAAGAAACCCGUAGAACCCGAACCCGAACCUACCGCGGCUCAAGUUAACAAAUUGCCAUCGUAUAUACCCGCCCCUAAGAAACCCCAAUAUCGGCCCUCAAAACCUCCAAUGGUUUCGUCUUCUGAAGAAGAGGAUGAAUCCGAAUCCGAAUCCGACCGGUCUGACCCAAAUGUCAAGCCCUCGGCGUCCAAGCCAAUGGUUGGCUCACAAAAAUCCAACUUCAGAAAGCCCAUAUCCGAGCCCAAUGCUACUGGCCCGGGAUUGCUGGUAAUGUCAACAGGGUCAAAACGUGCUCCUGCAGAGGAGAAAGCGAGUGAGGUGAAGGAUACGAAGCGAUUGAAGCCGAAACCAGAGCCCGUGAUUUCAGAGAAAAAGUGGAGUGUUACUAAUGAUGAUAUGAAGGAAAAGCUAUUUCAGAGGCUAUGGAGUGAGGAUGAUGAAAUUGUAAUUCUUAAAGGGAUGACUGAUUACGUGGUGAAGAAAAAAUCUGAUCCAGCUGCUGAUUUGAAUACAUUUCGUGAUUUCAUUAAGAAAAAUUUGAAUGUGGAUGUUACCAAGGUUCAGCUGCAAGAUAAAAUUAGGAGGCUGAAGAAAAAGUACGAUAAAAAUAAGAGUAAGGAGAGGCAGGGUAAGAAAAGGACUUUAGCGAAGGCCCACGAGCAAAAAGUUUAUGAAUUGUCGAAAAAGAUUUGGGGGGAAAAUAAUGGGAAUUAUAGUGGAGGUGAAGCAUUUGAGAAUCCUAAAGGGAAUGGGAGUGCUGUGAGAAAGACUCUGAGUAACAGGCGGUUUUGGAUGCAUUGA
Fraxinus pennsylvanica is the source of this 810-nucleotide messenger RNA. The record is from the annotation of a GenBank genome assembly. NCBI's taxonomy places the organism in Eukaryota, Viridiplantae, Streptophyta, Magnoliopsida, Lamiales, Oleaceae.